AUGGAUAAUAAAUUUUCUCGUUUACAAAAUUUUGUUAAUGAAUCAAAAACUGGUCAUUCACAUGCAAACAAUAAUAAGGAUGAAAAUGAACAAACAUCAUCACGAAAUGUAUUUCAAAUGAAUAUAAAUCGUUUAAAAAAUUUUUUUAAUAAACAUUCAAAUUCAUCUAAUGAUAAUUUAUCAUCAAAUACAGAUGAUAUUCAAGUAUUAUUACAAAAAGGUGAUAAUGAUCCAAUUCUACCAUCAUUAACACGUAAACAACGUAUACUUGGAUUUAUGAUGUGUAUUGCUAUGGGUCUAUUAUGUAUGGCAUUAGCCACACUUUACAUUCCUGUAAUUAUAUUGAAAGCAAGAAAAUUCGCAGUACUUUUCUCAUUUGGUAGUUUAUUCUUUCUUUCAAGUUUUUCAAUGUUAUGGGGUCCAGUAAAUCAUUUUAAACAUUUAACAAAUAUUGAUCGUUUACCAUUUUCUAUUACUUAUGUAAUUACUCUUAUUGGUACAAUUUAUUAUUCUGUUUGGAUUCGAAGUUAUUUCUUUACUAUCAUAUUUGUUCUAUUACAACUUGGUGCUCUUGUUUGGUAUAUUGUCUCAUAUAUUCCUGGUGGUACACAUGGUCUGAAAUUUUUCUCAAAACUUUUUUAUACAUUUGUAUCAAAAACUGUGACAACAACUUUAACCGUUUAG
Molecule: messenger RNA, 684 nt
Organism: Rotaria sp. Silwood1
Lineage: Eukaryota; Metazoa; Rotifera; Eurotatoria; Philodinida; Philodinidae
Source: the annotation of a GenBank genome assembly